AAAGGCAUCAGCUGCGCACCCUCAUCUCUCCUCCGCGAUUCGAGCAUGCAAAUGGCGAACCCAGAGGGUACCUCAACCCCUUGCUUUAGGGCUGCAGAACUCGCUCGCAUACGGUAUCCGACACACGAGGCCAAGGUCGACAACCACCGCGACGAGGUGGACGCGUCCGCAACUGAAGCGGUUGUCUCGCACGGACUCAGAGCGAAUCCGCUUACGGGUCAAUUCUUGACCGUCCUUCUCCCUGAUACGUGAAUUGGCGUCGUGGCUCUGCAUUCGAAUCGUCUCCAUACAGGCUGUAGCCAAAUGGUGAUACAGUCAAGUCUUUGCUUUGGUCUACUGAAAAAGCUCAAACUCAGACAUGAGCUACACACAGUAUAGCCUUGUGCCUUCGCCGGCGUCAAGCAGCUCUCACCCCCCUCCGCCGCGCCAACUUCAUCAGAAUGAUCCAUACUACUCGCAGCCGGCCCACAGCGCCUACGGCGCCGGCUGUGCUUCAGCCCUAGCUUAUAGUUCAACUCAAGGACAGGCUCCUGCGCAAGAAGAAGGGUUCUAUGGCUACCGUGGUCAAUAUAGUAACCCGCACCAAUCACCGCCGCCUCCCAGCCAUACACACCCAGCACCGCAUCCCACACCAGUUCCCUGCCCGUAUCCUAAUACUUCACCAUAUCAACUCAAUCCAGGCCAAGAUCCCAACAUAAGAUCUCACACCCGACCUGGGUACAGUGUACCGGCCCCUAUUUAUGCGCCACCAGGUCCUGAAGGACCAAGUGCCCAGCCGUACGGCGGCUAUCAAGGCUUGCCGGCUCCAACUGUCACGCCCACGCAGCAAGGCGCUUAUCUACAUCAUGCACACUGGCGUCCACCGAAUCCGGCUGCAAGUCUUCCGGGUGCUCCUGCAGCUCCUGUCCCAUUUGACCCCAGCAGGCCUCCCCCAGGCUAUCCCACCAAAGGCGCUCCCUCUGUCCCAAACGGCGCUUCCCCUCACUACAACCAUCCUCCACGGACAUACGGCCCUCCACAACAGUAUGCUCAUGUACCAGGCUCGGGCGCUGCAGCCGCUCCUUACCAAUACGCUCACGGACACCAAGCGCCGACGAUCA
This is a messenger RNA of Tilletiaria anomala UBC 951, 1100 nucleotides long. RefSeq lists its product as uncharacterized. The annotation marks the transcript as partial. The record is from RefSeq and is a predicted model, not a curated record. Lineage: Eukaryota; Fungi; Basidiomycota; Exobasidiomycetes; Georgefischeriales; Tilletiariaceae. The transcript is spliced from 3 exons.